This is a messenger RNA of Entamoeba histolytica HM-1:IMSS, 1875 nucleotides long. RefSeq lists its product as uncharacterized. The record is from RefSeq and is a predicted model, not a curated record. NCBI's taxonomy places the organism in Eukaryota, Evosea, Mastigamoebida, Endamoebidae. Bases 1 to 1875 code for a protein of 624 amino acids. The transcript has a single exon. Gene Ontology annotation, molecular function: GTP binding.
AUGUCAAGAGUAACAGUAAGACUUCUUUUGAAUGGAGAAUAUUUUGCAAAUAAACCAUUAAAUUCACAAGACAGUUUGAAAACAGUAAGAGAGAAAUUAAAAGGAAAGAUGUCUGAUUCUCAACAGUUUUUAACAAGAAAAGGAGAUAGAAUUGAUGUGAACGAUGAAGAAGAAUAUAUAGUCGAAGAUAUAAUAAAUAAUGAAGAAAUUAAUCUUAAAGAAGAAAAAGAAAAUAUACCAGAAGUUGAACCGAAUAUUCCAAUUGAAGGAAGCACAAGAUUGACAAGUCAUGAAAAUGGAAAGUUGAAAAUAUAUUUAUAUCCAAAUGAACCAUUUAAUCAAAUAGAUGAGAAUGAUGCGAUUGCUAUUCUAGUCGUUGGUGAAACAGGAAGUGGGAAAACUACAUUAUUAAAUAGUUUUGUAAAUGCAUUAUAUGGAAUUAAAAUAACAGAUGACUUUAGAUAUAUAAUUAUAAAUGAAGAUCAUUUAGAACAGUAUGGAAAUAUGUCUGUAAGUCAAACGAGUCAAGUUUCAAUUUAUAAUAUUAAAAGAACAAAAAGAACACCACCAAUCAAAAUUAUAGAUACACCAGGAUUUGGAGAUACAAGAGGAAUUGCAUGGGAUAAAGAAAUUACUAAACAAAUAAAAAAAGCAUUUGAAACGAAAGUAUUUGAUUUAAAUGCUAUUUGUUUUGUUGCAUCAUCAAGUAAUGUAAAAUUAACAGCUAGUCAAAAAUAUGUAUUUGGGAAUAUUAUCAACUUAUUUGGGAAAGAUGUUAAAAAGAAUUUUAUUGCAAUGCUUACAUUCUGUGAUGGUAAAACACCGCAAGUUAUAAAUGCAUUAAAAUCAAAAGAUUGCAUUUUCAGUACAAUUAUUCCAGAAAUAGAUAACCCGUGGUAUUUAAAAUUCAAUAAUUCAGCUAUUUAUGAUGAUAUUACAGAAGAUGAAUUUACACAAAUGUUUUGGAAAUUAGGUAUGAAGAAUUUUGAUGACUUUAUUUCAAAGUUAGUAAAACUACCAAGAAUAUCAUUAGAGACAUCAAGAGAAGUAUUGAAGAGAAGAGAACGUAUUAAAGUUCAAAUUGAAGGAUUAAGAAUAUCAUUAAACAAUGGUUUAUCGAAAUUGGAUGAAAUAAAACAGAUAUGUGAACAAUUCUAUUUGAAUCAAGAAAAAGUUAAAAAUAAUGAAAAUUUUACUUUUACUGUAGAUAUAACAAAACAAAUUAAAGUUGACUUAGAACCAGGAGAAUAUGUAACCAAUUGUUUGAGAUGUCAUAAAUCGUGUCAUCCUAGUUGUUCUAUUCCAGGAGAUAUGAAAAUAAAUUGUUUGUGCAUUGGUGAUGACGGAAAUUGUACUGGAUGUAAAUGUCAUUAUACACAACAUGCAAACUCAUCAUAUAGAUUUGAUUAUGUAAUAGAGAAAGAACAAAGAACAGCAAAAGAAGUACUUGAAAGAUAUAAUGAAGGUAAAAAAGGAAUGGAUAGUGCAGAAAGUAUGUUAAAACAGUUAGAAGAAGAGUAUUAUAAAAUUCAAAUGGAUUGUUAUGAUAAGGAAAUAGAAAUUAUCGAAUGCGUUAAUAAAUUGUCUGAAAUUGCAUUAAAUGAUAAAAUUACCAGUUCAAAUGAAUAUUUAGAUAUAUUAAUUCAAACAGAAAAUGAAGAAAAGAAAACAGGAUAUAAAGUACGAAUUGAAGAAUAUAAAGAACUUAAACAAGCAAAUGAAAUGAUAGAAGAUAUUAUGAAAAAUUCUACAACAAAAAAGAGUAAAGAAGAAAUUAAGGCAGAGUUUGAAGCUAAAAGGAAAGAAUUAAAAGAAGGAGGAAAAUCAACAAUGGAUAAACUCAUUGAAAAAAUGAGAAGAAUAUUUCCCUGGUAA